CAAUGCAUGGCGCGGGCCGGCCAGUGAGCCCACUACCCUAUUCUAGCUCACUUUAACGUUACUAACGUUGGGUCGGCUGUGGUCGAUAUGAUGGCGGCCUUGGGGAAAUCCUGCCGUUUCGUCCCAACAUUUAGGCUGCUCGGGAAAUCGCGGUCGGUUUCACGUCAGACACCGAGACACAAUGUCCACCAGACCGCCUACCUGUUACGCGUCAAAGGCAUAGAGCUUCGCAUGCCCGCGCUAUCGCCGACUAUGACGGAAGGCACGAUCAUCAAAUGGCUCAAGAACGAAGGUGACACCGUCCAGCCGGGAGACGUGCUUUGCGAGAUUCAGACCGACAAGACGGUCGUUGCCUACGAAGUCGAGGACUCGGGCGUCCUCGCCAAGAUUUUAAAAGACGCUAACUCUGGGGUGCAGCCGCUGAACACGCUCAUGGGACUCAUGGUCGAGGAAGGACAGGACUGGAAAGACGUCGACGUCCCCGAGGACACGGCGGGCACACUGCCGGCCAUCGCCGCCCAACCAGGCACAGCUGACCAACCGAAGCCGGUGAGCGCAAAAACGUCGUCUAUGGUUGGUCCGGCUGUGAAGCACCUCUUAGACAUGUACGGUCUGAAAGCGGAGGACGUGCCGGCUACGGGUCCCCACAACGUGCUGCUCAAAGCGGACGUCGCUAGGUACGUGACGUCCAAAGGCGCCUCAAAAACCGCCGCACCUCCGAUUGAGCCGUCACCGCCGACUAGAACUAGCGAGGGGCUGGAAUACAAAGACGUGCCAGUGACCAGCAUGCGACGUGCUAUCGCCAAGCGGCUCACCCUGUCGAAAACAACGAUCCCUCACAGUUACGUUAACGUAGUGUGCAGCAUCGACGAAACGCUAGAGUCCCGGAAAAAAUACGCGGCCGAGGGAAUCAAAGUGUCUGUGAACGAUUUCAUCAUUAAAGCAGCAGCAAUGGCCUUGCAUCGAGUGCCCGCUGUGAAUGUGACGUGGAAGAACGAAAGAGUCGAGUUUAUGUCCGACAUCGACAUCUGCAUCGCCGUGGCUACCGACACCGGCCUCAUCACGCCCAUCGUGCGAGCCGCCGAUCUGCUGGGAAUCGACGGAAUCGCCGCCACCGUCAGAGAACUGGCCGGCCGUGCCCGAGUGGGCAAGCUGAAGCCGAACGAAUUCGAUGGGGGCUCUUUUUCCAUAUCGAACUUGGGUAUGUUCGGCAUAUCACAGUUCAGUGCGGUGAUCAACCCUCCGCAGGCGUCCAUAUUAGCUGUCGGAGGGUCCGUGAUGGUGCCUGGCUGCGACGGGAAGCCACGACAUGCCAUGGCUGCCACACUGUCCUACGAUGCACGGGCCAUUACCGAUGAUAAUGCAGCCGAGUUUGUGGAGGCAUUCAAAGAUCACAUGGAACAGCCACUCAACAUGCUAGGAAUGCCUCUUGUAAAGCACUCAUACAAACUGUAGGAUAUUUAUUGCAUCAGCUAGUCCCUUUGGUGUGUGCCACUAAGAAAUAAACACUUUCAGCUGUGA
This is a messenger RNA of Rhipicephalus microplus (southern cattle tick), 1521 nucleotides long. Its product is annotated as pyruvate dehydrogenase protein X component. Gene Ontology annotation, cellular component: pyruvate dehydrogenase complex; mitochondrion. Gene Ontology annotation, molecular function: acyltransferase activity. Gene Ontology annotation, biological process: pyruvate decarboxylation to acetyl-CoA. Lineage: Eukaryota; Metazoa; Arthropoda; Arachnida; Ixodida; Ixodidae. The record is from RefSeq and is a predicted model, not a curated record.